Messenger RNA from Schistocerca nitens (vagrant locust), 2189 nucleotides. RefSeq lists its product as uncharacterized. The transcript is spliced from 2 exons. Lineage: Eukaryota; Metazoa; Arthropoda; Insecta; Orthoptera; Acrididae. The record is from RefSeq and is a predicted model, not a curated record. The coding region runs from base 21 to 473 and encodes 150 amino acids.
GUGUCGCGUACGCUGGCGCGAUGCUGACGGCCUCAGCUGCGAUGGUGGAGACGUGCCUGCUGCUGCCGGGCGCCGUGCCGGCCGAGAAGGAAGUCGCGCGAGCCCGUGGGGCCGCCCGCUGCCUGUUCGGCCCGGCGGACCCGGGCGCAGCAGAACUGCUGUUGCGGGAGCAGCUGGCAGCCGAGAGGGAGCGCUUGCUGUGGCGGUUUGGCUUCCGAGUCGUAGCAGCGCUGGCGGCCGAGGGCGUGGAGGCAGGCCUGGGGGCGGAAGAAGAGCUGGCUGCGAAGGAGGAGGCGCAACCCCUCGGUCCGGCGUCGGCGCCGAGCUUGCGGAGACCCAGGGCCAAGCCUUACCACCGCCAGACCACUGUUAAAGAUUUCUACAGGGUGCAAAAGACACCUGCCGACAAGAAGCUGGAAGCGGUAUCCAGCAGACAGACAGAAAGCGUGUGCGCCGAGGCCGAUGCCGACUGAGCUGGUGCGACCGCACUCUCGGCUUGAGCGCUGGGAAGUCUUCCAGAGGACUGCCGUUUGAAGAGGCUCGUUCCGGUACACGCCAUCUGCGACAAGCAGGGCGGGUGGAGAACCUGCAUCCGAACGACACUCCGUCCACCACGUAGUGUGGCCGGUCCUCGGAAAUCAGCGGAUCUCGUAAAUCUGUAGAUCCGACCACUUACUGUGACGUCACGCACGCUUGCGCAGAGGACUCUGGUGUGGUGCGAGGCGCAUACCCUUCUGUUUUCCUGUAUUUCUGUGCUGCUAUCAGUGCUAGUACCGUAUAGCACUCGCCAGAGACUCUACAUUAAUACAGUUUGAUGUAAUACAGUCUUGGUCAUACUCUCCCCUGUAAUGUUUACUUCAUUCUUGAACACUGUUGUUAACAUUUUAAUUCUUGAGGGUAUGUGUGAUGUGCAAUGUUGUAAAUAGCCUGCAAAAGAAAACUUCCUCUGAAAGAACACAGGAUUAUUCGACAUUAUCACUACUGAUAAUAGUGUUUAGUACUUAGGGUGUUCAAGAGGUCUUACACAUUAUUUAUUGCAUUAUAAAAAUGUAAAUAGUCAAAGUAAAAAUUAUUUAAAUGUUGUAAGCUAACAUACCAAAGCCGGAGGACAGUGGGUGUGAUAAUAUUGUUUUAAAAGAUUUAGUUUCUGUUGCUCAUUCCGUUAGAAACGUAUUAUUCCUUUUGUCACUUGUGUUGAGUUGAAAUAAUUGGUACAGUGUACAGACAACAUGAGUAUCGCAGAUAAAUAUUUGGGGAGAAAUUCUGCAUCUUUUACGAUAGUCUUCUUGUUAUUGUUGACUGAAAUGUGGAAAUUAAGAGAAGACUCGUUGUGAAUCUCAAAUUGCAACUACUUAGUUUUAUUAAUUCUCGUGAAACAUUAUUUUGUUUAAACGUGAGGUUAAUUUAUUUCACUGUUUUGUCGUAAAAGUAAUUUUUAUCCUAACGUUGCAUCAACUAUUGGCUGCAAAGGUCUUAGGCAUAACUUACACGCACUCUACUUUUCUAAAUAGUAUCUGCACCGCGUGAUUUAGUGUUUCCCUCGCACUCCAAGCACUGUCCAUGCUUCGCAAAAUAUCGUGCCUUACGUGUUUGUCGAUCCUAUUCUAAAUGUCAUGUGUAGAUGUGUCUUGUUGUGGAGUUCCUAGCUAGGCACAAAUUUCGCCAGCAAAUCCCUAGUUUGUCGCCUCUUCUUGUCUGGCUAGCUUUUCUGAGAGCUGCCAGCCUACAGCGGAUAGGCCAAAGAAAGUGCGUAACACACACGUUGCAUCCUUAGCAGUGUAGUGUAAGUGUUCCAUCCAUUGGCGAUUUCGUCUUCUCUUGACUAACCACUCUAGUCACCCCUAAAUAAUCUUAGUAUUUGACAUCUGCAAUUACCUUUAAGGGGAAAGUAUGUAAAUUUUGUGAAAGAGAUUGACAAAGUCAAAAUAUUUAAUGUAUAAAUGUAAGUAUUUAACUUUGUGUAAGUGCGCUGUAAUACUGAAAUGUUGAGGGUCUUCGUAGCAUUGUGUCUUACUUCAGGCAUAAGUACAUCUAAAACAAAGGGAAUUAUCUUUGUGGUAUCGUUGUAUAUUACUGGAUGUUGAUUCUAUGAUGAAUGUACAGUUUAAUUUAAUCUGUCCAUUAAUUAUUACGUAAUGAUUGAAAUGCUGUCGUUCAGAUUAUUAAAUAAACAUUGUAUAUUCCGUUCA